AAGCUGCCAAGAAUUUGAACUAAAUUAGUCGAUUGUUUACAGCGAUCAACAGCUAACAACAGCAUACUUGUAUUAUCGUCGUAAUCUUUUUAUUAUUCUUUUGUGAUAUCAAAUCGUACAUGAUGAUGAAAUCCAUCGCCUUUGUUGUCGUUGUUGCUGCUUGCCUGGCCUUUGCCAUUGCUGAUGAUACCAAAUACACCACCAAAUAUGAUAAUGUUGAUAUCGAUGAAAUUCUCAAAUCCGAACGUCUAUUCAAGAACUAUUACAACUGUUUGGUGGAUCAGGGCAAAUGCACUCCCGAUGGUCGUGAGCUGAAGACAAUUUUACCUGAUGCUCUUAAAACUGAAUGCAGCAAAUGUAAUGAGAACCAAAAGAAAGGUGCCGAAAAGGUUAUUCGUUAUAUAAUUGAUAACAAACCUGAAGAAUGGAAGACCUUGCAGGCUAAAUUCGAUCCCGAUCAGGUGUACUACAACAAAUACAAGGCUGAAGCUGAGAAGCGUGGCAUUAAAGUUUAAAUGACUUGAUAUGACCAUGACAGAUGUUUGAAGCCAAUUACAGAACAAAUACUACGAGAAGUGUAAUGUAAAAGUUUUAUUGAAAAGAAAAAUGUGUACCAUGUUCGCCUGGGGGAUUAAAAAAAGUAUUAUUAGGAAAAGUUAACAUUUUGUUAUAAGUUGAAUUUUUUAUUUAUGUUUUUAAAAAUCUGUUGGCUGUAAUAAAAAAUCAUAAUUAUUAAAAUAAA
Messenger RNA from Stomoxys calcitrans (stable fly), 742 nucleotides. Its product is annotated as ejaculatory bulb-specific protein 3-like. The transcript has 2 exons. Bases 120 to 515 code for a protein of 131 amino acids. The record is from RefSeq and is a predicted model, not a curated record. NCBI's taxonomy places the organism in Eukaryota, Metazoa, Arthropoda, Insecta, Diptera, Muscidae.